AGCGACGGGAAAUGGGCAUUCAUGGGACGGGAACGUGACUUGCCGUGAGAGCAAGACACCAAAGCGGAACCCCCAGUACGUGACUGCACCCGCCGGAGCGAGACAGCGCUAGUCACGAAACACGAACGAGUGCGUGACAUGUCGUAAAUUCUUUGAAAUGGCGCAAGUGACCGACAACGAACGGCGGAUUUCGUUGGAAAGCGCAAAGCGGUCAGUGUCUUUUCGCCACUUGGCAACAUAAAAAGUGUCUCGCGAGGUUUCCGCUUGUGAACGAGUGCAGGGAGCAGCUUCCGUCGAGUCCGGCCCGGCGUCGCCUGGAAUCCAGUUCGUCAUCAUGUACGGGGAGGAUGGUGAGCCGAUCGAAAUCAAGGAGGAGUACAACAAUGACGAGCACUACCAAGACAUGUGCUUGUCUAAAUUCGACUUAGACUACAAACUCAAACGCAGCGAACACCAGCAUGAAUUUUUCUUCACGCCAAACGAAAAUUGCAAGAGCGAUGUUUGGGAUCGCUUCUAUUUGAUUUACUAUCGCGGCAUAAAACAAGACUAUGUGAAAUGCCGAAAAUGUUUCUCGAUUUUAAGCUAUAAAAGUCGAACUGGAACAGCCAGUUUGCUCCGCCACAACUGUGAGAGAAAGAAUGCAAUUAAAGCUUACGAACAGGAGGCGAUAGUGCAUCCUAUCAUCCCAUCACUUGUAAACAAAAACAUUUCAGAUGAAGCGAGAAAUCAAAUUCACGAGGGGCAGCUUUAUUUUCUGGCAAAGGACAUGCAUGCAUUUGAUACAACAGAUCGAGUAGGAUUCAAACGGUUGGCACAAUUGCUCAUAAACUUUGGAUCCAGUUUCGGAAACCAGUCGGUGAAUGAAGUGUUGGCACCAAGUGAUUAUUUGGUUAAUAGUCUAAUGACGACGACCAUUUCAAAUAUUUCGAGAGUUAUAAGGAACUAUCUCUUGGACGAGGAUCUAGCACUGACCAUAGAUAUUUCAAAUGAAACCUGUUCUCAAAAACGAUUUUUAACUCUAUCAGGCCAUGUCGUCACAGUUGACUAUGUCUUCAAGUCAUUUAUCAUCAACACUAUAGAAAUCGAGAACUCAAUUGAUUUGGACCUGAAGAAAACUAUCUUAACACUCUUGGAUGACUACAUUCCAAACAGUGAAAGCAAACUCUCAAAAAGUGUCGUUGUCAUUGACCAACACCAACUGUUAUCAGAUUCACUGGCUGAUUGCAAAGUAUUUCCGUCUAUCGGCCACAUAAUGCAAGCUAUUUUGGACAACAUCCUUUCAGAGUUGCCGGAGCAGUUCCGCAGCUGUUUGAACACAAUAAAAGACUUAGUCCAGAACAUGGAGACAAUUCCUAAUCGGAACUUGAAUGUAUACUACACUCUGAAGUAUUUUCACGACUAUUUACAGAAUGCAUGUCAGGAAGGCUCGAAUCAAGACUUAUCAAAAUUGGACAUCCCUACUCUUCAAGUUUUCUACGAACUGCUGGAAUUGUUCAAAGAAUGCUUAACGGACCUAAAAGCGGAUGACACAGCAACGAUUGGCAAAGUGUAUUUGUGGAAAGUUAAGUUAGAAACCUAUUGCAAAUCAAUCCCAGCUGAGGACGAGGACUCAGUCAUAUACUAUUUGAAAACAAGAACUCUUGCCUUGCUAGACGAGCAUUUGAUACCUAACGACUAUCACAAAAUUGCUCUUUUCUUGAACCCCAACUUCAAGGGCUUAAAAUUUCUGAAAAUCGCCGAAAAACAAGAAAUUUAUGAUUUGAUCAAGUCGAUGAUUUCAAAAAUCAAAGAACAUGAAGACCUAAUCUUCUUUCCUGGAGCUCAUUCGUCAUCAUCCUCAUCGAAGCCUCCUCCACCCAAACGAUUCAAAGAUGAGAUUAUUUUCGGUGAAAUGAUGGAUGCGACCGAAGGCGAAAGUGAUGACGAGUCCACCGAAAGUGAAAUCUUUCGCUAUGUUAAUUAUAAGUUGAAAGAUCAUUGCAGUGAUAUUUUGGAGUAUUGGAAAAUGACUAAUGAUUUCCCAAAUCUUAAGAAAUUGGUAAGACGAAUUCUAAACAUUCCGGCUAGCGUUGAGUCGAAGCAAAAUGUCAUUUGUCAGGGCACAAACGGAUCGAAUGCAUCGUCAAGUUCGGGUUCUUCAACAGUCAAAACAUGUUCCUGUGCAUUCAAAGACAACAUUAAGUCUCUAGUGUUUCUCAAUAAGAACUUCGGAUUGGCCAACUGUAUUUAGAGUAAAAUUUGGGGUGAUAUUUAUGAUUAGGCACUAAAACAUGUAAUGCAAUGUUUACUAUUAAGUGAUAUUCUAUUUUUAUUAUGAAUAUGUAUGUAUGUUGAUAUUUAUAUUAAAAUUUAUAUGAAAUAGUCA
Hermetia illucens (black soldier fly) is the source of this 2365-nucleotide messenger RNA. RefSeq lists its product as uncharacterized. Lineage: Eukaryota; Metazoa; Arthropoda; Insecta; Diptera; Stratiomyidae. Gene Ontology annotation, molecular function: DNA binding. The record is from RefSeq and is a predicted model, not a curated record. The transcript has 2 exons. Bases 335 to 2230 code for a protein of 631 amino acids.